Messenger RNA from Monomorium pharaonis (pharaoh ant), 3768 nucleotides. RefSeq names its product aminopeptidase N. Gene Ontology annotation, molecular function: metalloaminopeptidase activity; zinc ion binding; peptide binding. Gene Ontology annotation, biological process: proteolysis; peptide catabolic process. The coding region runs from base 256 to 3174 and encodes 972 amino acids. Gene Ontology annotation, cellular component: cytoplasm. NCBI's taxonomy places the organism in Eukaryota, Metazoa, Arthropoda, Insecta, Hymenoptera, Formicidae. The transcript is spliced from 15 exons. The record is from RefSeq and is a predicted model, not a curated record.
CGACCGGACAGUUCGCGCGCGGCCACGCUAUCACGCAGUCGUCCCGGUCAGAGGAUCCGCCCAGAGGAAGUCGCCUCUUCUUUAAGGGGUAUCAAAGUUAACUCAGCGCAGCGGUGCGGGGGUGAUACUGGGUGAUAUCCGACUCUCGGCUGUCGGUGAAUCGCGAUCGCACGCCGCUGGCAGAUCGUCCUCUGCGUCCCUCAGGCGUGCACGCCUGCCGCGAGGAUUAACGCCGUGUACUCUAUACCAUUCGUCAUGAUGUGGGCAACGUUGCUGUCAGGAUUUGUUCUAUUGUUGGCGAUAUCACCGGGUCUUGCACGGAGCGUCGGUGAUGCCGAAGGCCGAUGGAAGCGCAGUGUCGACUUGAACGAUGUGUACUACUCGAAAAUGCGCCAAUACCGAUUACCGAGCGAAGUUACGCCGAUCAGUUACCACUUGGAUAUCAAAGUACCCUUCAUCGAGAGCAACCAGUUUAACGGCCGCGUGAAGAUCAAUUUUACCUGGUCUGACACCAGCGACAGAAUAACAUUGAAUGUUCACCCCAAUCUUGAAAUUUCAUUAGUCACCGUUAGAUUGAUUAAAUUGCCAGCCGAUGAAAAGAUAGACGACAAUCCCUAUUUCAAUAUUGCAAGGACCGAACGGUUAACUAGGAAAUCCUGGUAUAUUAUUCAUCUAGAACAAAUGUUGAAAAAUGGAAGUGCCUGCGAAGUUGAUAUCACGUACUUUGGAAAUUUUACGACUAAUGAGACUACUGGCUUUUAUAAAAAUUCAUACAUGGAUUCCGAGGGUCGCAAACACCCCUUCAUUGCCACUUGGUUACAAUUGGACAACGCGCAGAAGAUGUUCCCCUGCAUGGACGAAUCGCAGUACAAAGCGACUUUCAGGCUAAGUCUACUGUAUCCUAAAGGCUUAACGGCAUGCACAAACACGCCGGCAAUCUCUCGGCACGAAUCGUCUGACAAGAUCGAGGAAGAGUUUGCGGAGACACCUCGGAUGUCGACUAAUCAAUUUGCUCUCGUGAUAUCCGAUCUGCAGAGUAUCGAGCCCACGAAGGAAAUUAACGAGAUGAAUGGGAAGAGGCUGCAGGUGAAGGUUUGGGGCCGCAAAGAAUUCAUGGAGUCGCUGCUUCAUGUUCCCAACAAAGUUGUGAGAAUCAUUAAUUAUUUGCAAGAUUACUUCAAUAGCUCCUUCGGUUUACCGAAAUUGGACAUCAUGGCGAUUCCCAUGUACAGCCCUUCCAAAGCUUCUGACAAUUGGGGUCUCGUGUUCUUCAAGGAAAGUGAACUCAGCAGUCAGCUAGUCUGGACCACUGCGUACGAGCUUCUCUACCAAUGGUUCGGCCAAGCUAUCACGCCGUAUCAUCGAAAUGACGCGCCGGUUAACAAAGCUCUUAAUUCAUUUUUAGCGUCCAUGGCGACGAUCGAGCUUAAUCCGGAUGAGAUGGAAGGAAAGUGGCCAAUGACGAUGUUAUAUCCUCUGUAUUACGAAUUUGCGCAGACAGCACCUUUCUCAAGAGUGGCUGGUAUCAGGCAAGAAGCAACAUGGACAAAAGCCGAGUUAGUUUUCCGAAUGUUUAAUUACACUCUUGGGCGCGACGUGUUCCAGAGGAGCGUGAGGAAUUUCUAUCAUCAGCAAUCGAAAGAAGAUCGCAGAACCUUCUUCGCCAACGAUGUUUUCACUUAUCUGAACGAUGUGGCGAACGAGACCAACAAUCUGCCACCAGGUCUGACCAUCAACGGCAUCGCCGCUUCGUGGAUUAAUCGGGACAGAGUGCCGUUGGUCACGGUCAUGCGUGAUUACGACACUGGAAAAAUUAAUCUCACUCAGAAAGUCUAUUUGAGAGACGUACCACCGCAAUCGACGGCGAAAGUAUCAUAUCAGUGGGAUAUCCCGCUCGUGAUGCAGACACAAGAUAAAUUGAACUUCCAAAAUACCAAACCGACUGUAUGGCUAAAAAAAGAUAGUACGAAUAAAAUCUCUAUCCCGGACAUCACUACUAAAGAUAAUUUUAUCAUUGUGAAUCCUGAAGAAAUAGGUAUGUUUCCAGUGGAUUACGAUGGGUGCAACUGGAGGAUGCUGUCCGAUUAUUUGCGAGGACCAAAUCGUGAGAAGAUACCUCCGCUAACGAGAGCGAAGCUUCUGCACGACGCAUGGAAUUUGGCGUACGCCGGCGAGCUGUGCUUCGGCCUCGCGAUGAACAUGACUCUCUUCCUCAAGGAGGAAAAUAGCCACGUGGUUUGGGAGCCGGUAUUCACAAUGAUCGAUCAUAUCGGCCGGCGGAUCGAGGGCUUGGACGUGUAUUUGAAAUUCGAGGCGUACAUUCGAAGCUUAUUAAAGCCCCUCUAUUUGAAACUUGGAGACACUCCGCAACCCGAUGAACCCUCCUGGAAAUCUCACAUGCGCGGCCUUAUACAAAACUUCCUUUGUCAUGCUGGAUACGAACCUUGUGUCAAGGAAGCGCGGAACCAGUUUAAGAAGUGGUUGACCGACGAGGAACCGGACAAAGGAAAUCCGGUCGCCAAUAAAUUCCUUUGCCCCGUGUUCAAAUGGGGCACCGACGAGGAAUGGGAGUUCGGGUUGCAGCGCGUCAUAAAUUUCCCGAAGACCAGUCUGGCUAGAAAGCAAAACGAGCGCACCUACCUACUGAAGACCCUCGCCGGGUGUCCGAGGGAUGCGAACAAGAUCGAAAGGCUGCUGCAAGUGACUGUGAUGGACCAGAAUGAGAAUUUCACGGACCCGGACAUCCAUCUGAUCUUCAGUAUGCUGACCGGUAGCGCGACCGGCUACAAAACCCUGUUCAACUUUUUACACGAACAUUGGUACACCGUGAAGGAGCGGUUCGAAAACAAGACGUUCCUCUGGGACGGCAUUGUCAAUUUUGCCACGUCGUCAUUUAACACGCAAGAGGGCUACGACAUGGUGAACAAGCUCUACCAGGAUCACCAGGACGAAUUCGAGACGGCGGAUGCCAUCAUUAAGAAGGCGCUGAGGGUUAUCAAUCAGGAGACCAAAUGGAAUGAGGCGAACGUACCUGUGAUCGAUAAAUGGCUCAUGGAGAAUCUAUCUAAAGAGGAUCUGGAGACGAUUGCGGCUUCGACAUCCGGGCCAUCCAUCCUUCCUACAACCGCCGUGCCGACAACGAUCAAACCGCAGGAAACUCGAAUUCAUGGAUGAAUUAAUCGAACCUCGCAUCCGGCGCUACGGCAUUCUCCAUAAAGAGAGUAAUAAUCUAUAGCUUCUCAGCUGCUACGAGGCGUAUCCGAUUUCUCCUUUCCCAUAAUUAUAGUGGUAACUUCGCUUGCUUUGACAAAAUAGGUAGAUAGCGUCGCACAAUUAACUUCGCUCCUUUGUAUUUAAUUUUUAUGAAAUUUAACGUGAUGUAGUAACAAGUGUAGAAAUAAUCCUUAAAUCAAAUGUAACGCAAGGAAUUUUAAAAAAUCAAACGUUUGGAGACGCGACAGCGUGAUUAAAAUGCGACGAAUGUAACUUUCUCCUUCCUCUCCUCCACCUCUCCCCCUUCUACAGAUACAGUAAUUUAGAAGAGUCGAUUUCGCGAAAGUAAUGUACUAUAUAUUUAAAUUUUUAUUUUUUUUAAUCGAAUAAAGAGAUUGACAUCGCUCGUGAUACGUUUAUUCUACAGAUAACAGGAUAAGAUGUUUUUCUCAGGAAAAAAAUAUAUAUGAAGGCAUCAUUCUCGUAAUUAAUAAGAGGUAAUUUAGGUAAGAUUUAAUGUAAAGUUUAUCUCUAUGAAUAAAAUUAAUACUAUAU